AUGAGUGGAUCGCAAGGAUUCCCCGGACUUCCUGGUCCGAAGAAAUCGUUUGCCGAGAUGACCCAGGAAGAACAGGCCGAGGCAGGUGCCCAGUUUUUCAUUGACUCCAUGCAGUCAUGUCCAGGAAAGGCUGCGAUGAGUGGUGUGGCCGGUUUUGGAUUGGGUGGUUUCUUCGGUCUGUUUAUGGCCUCGAUGGCUUAUGAUGUACCGGUAGGUAUGACCGGUGUUACUCAUAUCUCGGAUCUCCCGCUUAAACAACAAAUGAAGCUACAGUUCACCGACAUGGGUAGGCGAGCAUGGUCCAGUGCGAAAAAUUUCGGUUAUAUAGGCAUGAUUUUUGCUGGAGUCGAGUGCAGUGUCGAGAGUCUGAGAGCGAAAAAUGAUAUUUGGAACGGUGUCGGCGCCGGAUGUAUUACGGGUGCCGGCCUGGCAAUAAAGAGUGGACCCCAGGCCGCACUCGUGGGAUGUGCUGGUUUCGCUGCCUUUUCUGGUGCAAUCGACAUGUAUAUGAGGUCGGACUAUGCACCUCCUCCAAAGAACGAUUAUGACGAGUAA
This is a messenger RNA of Kuraishia capsulata CBS 1993, 555 nucleotides long. RefSeq lists its product as uncharacterized. Gene Ontology annotation, biological process: protein insertion into mitochondrial inner membrane. The transcript has a single exon. Gene Ontology annotation, cellular component: TIM22 mitochondrial import inner membrane insertion complex. The coding region runs from base 1 to 555 and encodes 184 amino acids. The record is from RefSeq and is a predicted model, not a curated record. Gene Ontology annotation, molecular function: transmembrane protein transporter activity. NCBI's taxonomy places the organism in Eukaryota, Fungi, Ascomycota, Pichiomycetes, Pichiales, Pichiaceae.